AAUCAACAAGCAGCUAGGGAAGCCUUGUUUUGAUCUCUCCAGACUCUCAAAGGUCAUGGCGACAAUGACGGAUGUAGGAUCAUCGCCGUUACCGUUACUUUUCCGGCGACGGUCAAGCGGCGAGAUGCAGAAUUUGGCCACCGUUUCGAGUAGUCUCUUGCCAGCGUUUGGAACUGUCGUCGACGACGGAUACUUGAACCUCAAGAAAUACGUUAUCGUUCCUUACGAUCAUAGAUACCGAUGGUGGCAAACUUUUUUGGUAGCGCUAGUGCUAUACUCAGCAUGGGCGUCGGUUUUUGAGUUAGCUUUCAAAAGAGCAGCAAGAGGGGGACUACUGGUCAUUGAUUUGGUGGUAGAUCUAUUCUUUGCCAUUGAUAUCGUCCUCACAUUCUUCGUUGCUUAUUUAGACAAGGCCACUUAUCUCCUCGUUGACGAUCACAAGAAAAUUGCUUUACGAUAUGUGACGAGAGCCUGGUUCUUUAUGGAUGUAGCAUCUACUAUGCCAUUUCAACUCGUAUUCAGAAUCUUUACCGGAAGAUGGCACAACGGUGAAGUCUUUGGUUUUCUUAACUUGCUUCGUCUAUGGCGUCUUUGGCGUGUCAGUGAACUUUUCAAAAGGCUGGAGAAAGACACACGAUUUAGCUAUUUCUGGACGAGACUCCUUAAACUAGUAUGCGUCACGGUAUUUGCCGUUCACACAGCUGCUUGCGUUUAUUACUUUCUAGCAGUGCACCACAAACACCCAGUUAACACAUGGCUCGGAAGUGUGGUUGAAGAUUUUAAGCACAGAAGUGUGUGGUUAGGCUACACUUAUUCCAUGUACUGGUCAAUCGUCACUCUCACCACAGUUGGUUAUGGAGAUUUGCAUGCGGUGAACACAGGAGAAAAGAUAUUUAACAUGCUUUAUAUGCUUUUCAACAUUGGUCUCACUGCCUACAUAAUCGGUAACAUGACAAACCUUGUCGUCCAUGCUGCUGUCAGAACCUUUGCAAUGAGAGAUGCCAUCAAUGAGUUAUUGCGUUAUGCAAGCAAAAAUAGACUUCCAGAAGGGUUGAGAGAACAAAUGCUGGCACACAUGCAACUCAAGUUCAAGACAGCAGAGUUACAACAAGAGGAAGUGCUGCAGGACCUGCCUAAGGCAAUAAGAUCUAGCAUUGCCCAACACCUCUUCCGUCGUACAGUCGAGAAAAGUUACCUAUUCAAUGGAGUCUCUGAAGACCUUGUUUCUCAACUGGUGUCAGAGAUGAAAGCAGAAUUCUUUCCUCCAAAGGUUGAAAUUAUUUUACAAAACGAAAUACCAACCGAUUUCUACCUUCUAGUCUCAGGAGCAGUGGAUUUGCUGACAUACAAGAACGGAACAGAGCAGUUUUUGUCAAAACUUGGAGCUGCAGAUAUGGCAGGAGAAAUUGGGGUAAUUUUCAAUAUUCCCCAACCUUUCAUAGUGAGAACUAAGAGGCUCUCCCAGGUUAUAAGGAUAAGUCAUCACCAUUUCAAACAAAUGGUUCAACCACAGAGUGAAGAUGGAAAGAUUAUUAUUGCUAACUUCAUGAAGUACUUGAAAGGUUUAAAAGAAGACAUCCUACAGGAGAUUCCUUUCCUAACAGAAUUGCUCGAAGAACAGAAUCAACAGCCUCUGGAACAAAAUGAGGAUCAACAAAACAGAGAAACAUUGGAUUCCACAGAUGCAAAUCCAGAAGGAAAAACAGACACUUCCAAUGGUGCAACCACCAUCCGGGUGAUAAUUCAUGGGCAUUAUCCGAGCGAAGGAACGUCUAAUGACAGGUUGGGAAAGCUCGUAUAUUUGCCUGAUUCACUUGAAGACCUCUUCAGUCUAGCAGAGAAGAAAUUUGGAAAAAGAGGGAGCACUAUUCUUGUGGCUGACGGCUCAGAAGUUGAAGAACUGAAUGCUCUGAGAGAGAAUGAUCACUUAUUCAUUUUUUAAAUGUUUAAGAAUUGAUCUGUUUUCCAAGCAUUUAUCUGUUUUAAGUGAUGUUUCUAAAUGUGUCAGAAGUAAUGCUUCAAUACUAAUGGUAGUGUAGUGUCUAUUUACACCCAAUAUUGACCCAUCUUCAGUUAUUAAGUUCUCCAUAAAAAUAAUGGGAAGAUGGUAGUGUAAAUUAUAGAGCUUACAAUUUUAAGUAUCUCUUAUUCGAUAUGUUAAAAACAGUGUAUGCAGCUUUCUGAUAACUGUU
Messenger RNA from Hibiscus syriacus, 2192 nucleotides. Its product is annotated as potassium channel KAT3. The transcript has 13 exons. Gene Ontology annotation, molecular function: voltage-gated potassium channel activity. Bases 56 to 1942 code for a protein of 628 amino acids. Gene Ontology annotation, cellular component: membrane. The record is from RefSeq and is a predicted model, not a curated record. NCBI's taxonomy places the organism in Eukaryota, Viridiplantae, Streptophyta, Magnoliopsida, Malvales, Malvaceae. Gene Ontology annotation, biological process: potassium ion transport; transmembrane transport.